Molecule: messenger RNA, 933 nt
Organism: Raphanus sativus (radish)
Lineage: Eukaryota; Viridiplantae; Streptophyta; Magnoliopsida; Brassicales; Brassicaceae
Product: cell wall / vacuolar inhibitor of fructosidase 1-like
Exons: 1
Coding region: 299-850 (183 amino acids)
Biological process (GO): negative regulation of catalytic activity
Molecular function (GO): enzyme inhibitor activity
Source: RefSeq, a predicted model, not a curated record
AAGACCUAAUAAUCACUAGUAAGCAAAUCUAUCUAAGCUUCAUAUCGAUACAAAACGAGUCAUACGUGACAUUGUGACGACGACACGUAAAAAGCAUCCGUCUUGGUUACGAGAAGAAAAACUAAGAGUUGUAAGCUUUUAACAUUUACUAAUAUGUGUAUAACAAAUUUAAAUAGCAACUAUAUAAGUCUAGAAACAUAGGUAGCUAGUAGCACUCAAAACACACAAGUAUUAACUUUAAAGUUAUUACACAUCAAUAUUCUUCUCAUUUUCUUUUCAAAAUUUACCAUCACCGACUAUGAAGAAAUCCUCCGCCGUCACAUCACAACCGUCUCUAUACCUCUUUCUCCUCCUCCUCUUACCGUUGCAAGCUCAAUCCUCAGACGACCUAAUUGACACAGUCUGCAAACAGACGCCGUUCUGCGACCUCUGCGAAGCCUGUCUUCGCCCUCUCACUCCCUCUCCUUCCGAUCCCAAAUCUUUAGCCUCCGCAAUGGCCAACGUUGUCCUCGGAAACAUGACCGAUACCUUAAGUUAUAUCCAAUCUCUGAUCAGACAUUCUAAUGAUCCCGCCGCGGAGCGAGCACUGGCUCAGUGUGCUGAGCUGUACCGACCUGUGGUCCGGUUUAACAUUCCUCAGGCGAUCGAGGCAAUGCAGCGAGGGGAGUUUGGCUUCGCGUUGUAUGUUCUCGGAGACGCCGAGAAACAGACUGAUUCUUGCCAGAAACGGAUCAAUAGUACCAUGGCCGACGAUGAAAGCUCGGUGGCUCUUACGACUAGAAACCAGCUGGUUAAGAAUCUUUGCGACGUGGCCAUUUCUGUGAUUAAAUCUCUAAUGAACAGUAGUUAAGAACUUUGUUUCUUUCGCGAGUGAUAGUUUAUAUGUUUGUAAUUAAUUUAUAUCUACCAAGAAAAUGAUUAUUAAGCACUUUA